AUGACUCAAAGUCAGAAAAGCAAGCGCCCAGCUGGUGUGAGUUAUUUUAUUUCUGUCACAUCAUUCCUUACUCACUGUCUUCGUCAGGACAAUCCUCUGCUUGUUUGGAAAGACGAACGUGAUACAUAUCUCUCGGAGAUUAUUCGGUUGGACGGACGCGGUGAAAAUGCAAGGGACUCGUGUGCAGGCUGUUGCGCCAAUCCUGCAGAAUUCCGAUGUCAGGAUUGUGAUGACAUGCAACUGUACUGUGGUACAUGCUCACUGGCAAAUCAUGCCCGGUCUCCAACCCAUCGCAUACAGCAAUGGAAUGGUAUAUUCUUCGAGAGCUCUUCCUUGAAGACGCUAGGCCUUCGAGUGCAACUCGGGCAUCCCAUCGGUCAAUCAUGCAUCCUCCCGCAGCCGGCGUUUAACGACGACUUUGUGCUUAUAGACACGAACGGAAUACACGAACUAGGACUGGACUUUUGUGGUUGCGAGACAUCCGAGACACAUGUUAAACAACUCCUUCGUCACGGAUGGUUCCCUUCCACGCCAACUAAACCUAGGACAGCGGCAACAUUUCGACUUCUGCAUUACUACCAAAUCUUAUCCUUCGAGUCGAAGGCAUCAGCCUAUGAAUUCUACCAUUCUCUUGUUCGACUCACGGAUAAUACAGGGAUGAUGAAAUGCAUGCCGGACCACUAUGAAGGAUUCAUGCGGAUGGUGCGUAAGUGGCGGCAUCUCACAAUGUUGAAACGUUUCGGACGUGGCCACGAUCCCAGUGGCGUAGAUGGUACAUCACAGGGCGAAUGCGCGGUGCUAUGUCCAGCAUGCCCGCAGCCAGGGAAGAAUUUACCUGAGGGUUGGCAAAAUGCUUCGAAAGCAAAACGGUGGUUGUAUGCAGUAUUUUUAGCUAUUGACGCGAACUUUCGAUUGAAAAGGCGGAACGUAUCGAGCGAUCACGCAGACCCAAGUCUUUCAAGUGGCUGGUCAUAUUUUGUCGAGGAGAAAGAGUACAAGGCCUUCCUGGCCGAACAUCUCACUGAGGCGCAGGAGAAAAGUACAUGUUCGAGCCACAGCGCUGUCAACAUGGCAGAUACAAAGCAGGCACAAGGGCUUGCUGCUACUGGCGUCGGUACAGUAGACUGUGCCCGUCAUAAUUUUAAACGGCCAAAUGGAGUCGGUGAUCUGCAAAAGGGCGAGAAGUACAUCAAUAUGGAUUAUUUAUUUUUCUCGACUUUGCGUGGUACGCAGCUCGAAAUGCUCAACGUGUCGUACGAUAUUGCGUGCCAAUGGCACAAAAACCUCUGGGCCCGCAUGAAGUCCUUUCCUCGAUCCCAUGCCUUGGACCAUUUCACCAAGUAUAUACGCUUCUUCGUGCCAAAGUUCCACCUCCCCGCACAUGUUGCAAAAUGUCAGACCGUCUUCUCGUUCAAUUUCACGCGUUAUGUCGGCCGGACGGAUGGUGAAGCCCCGGAGAGGGGCUGGUCGAAUAUCAACCCUGUGGCAUCAAGUACGAAAGCGAUGGGUCCUGGUUGUCGUCGUGACACGCUGGACGACCAUUUUGGCGAUUGGAAUUGGAAAAAGACCGUCGGGUUGGGCGCGUCUCUCCUGUACAAGAUGAAGGAUGCUCUAGCUGAGAAGGCUGCGCAUGCACUCGCAUUUGAGGAAUUUGACGCUGUCAUCACUCCCAAGCAUCGCUCUGCAUGGUUAGAAGAAAUGCAAGCUUGGGAAGAUAAUCCGAACGACACAUCGAUCUCUAAUCCGCUCGAGGCCAAAGCCAUGGCUAUAACGCAAGCAGGAGUAAGGCUAAAGCUCGCGGAGCUGGAGGCCGAGGACCUUCAGCGAGGUAUAGACUGCUCGUUGCACCCACAAAUCUCACCUAGUGUGCUUAUUGCUUCAGGCAUAGACCUGGAGCAGGAACAGCAUCGUCUGGCCAAUAUCGCCGAGUCGAUGGGUCAACAUGCUACCGACACGCAGAAAGGCAGUCUCACGCAGAUGCGGAACUCGCUUCAUCGUAGGAUCGAUAUGUGGCGACGCACACAGGUCCUUUACCUCCCGGCCGUUCAAGGCCUUAUUGAUCAGGCAGCCACGCGUGAAGGCCACGAGAACGCCGAAUGUAUACACCUCUGGUUACCUUCAGAACUGAAAACCAAGCCGUGCGAUCCACACCUACAAGAGGACAAAUGGGAAUUGCGCUACGCGCAGGCUCACGAUGCGCUAGAAGAAUUGUGGCAGUGUCUACGCAUUCACUGCUCCUUACUGACAUUCAAAAGGGAAUGGGUGCGUGGUCAAGGCGCGAAUACCCGUGCUCAGAAUGCCCUUGCCCGCAUCCACCGAAGGCGUACGGCCUGCAUGAAACGUUAUCGGUCAGCAUGGAUGGCGCUCAAGAGCCUAGCUACAAUCAUGAAGAAGACCGGUUGGCAAGGAAGGUUGCAGGAAUUGGCCGACACUCAUGUCAAGCCCCUCGUGGACCCAUAUGCUACUGGCGAAGGGAGACGUCAUGUAUCGUGGAUCUGGAUGAUGGAUGGCGUUGACCAUGGCAAUGAAGGUGACAACGAUGGUGUACGAAUCGAGUGGUGCAAAACCCGUGCGAGGGCACUGCGGUGGUCGGAAGAGGUCGAAUUACUCACGGAAGAGAUGCGCAGGGUGCUGGAAUUUUUUACCUGGCAGCAAGCGCGGUGGGAAGAACAGGGAAAGGCAUGCGUUGGGGAGUGUGCCGCUGACAUUGAAGGUUUGCGAGCUUAUGCUGCCCGACAGGCUAACAUCCGUCGCAGGCUUGCAGACCAUUUUCGGGUGCUGUGGGCACCCUUUCUUUCACUGGAAGGUCCCAUUGACCCGCCACCUCAGUUGGCCGAACAUUCGUUACCGGACCUCAUGAUUCCCGACAUUCUCUAA
Messenger RNA from Suillus clintonianus, 2877 nucleotides. RefSeq lists its product as uncharacterized. Lineage: Eukaryota; Fungi; Basidiomycota; Agaricomycetes; Boletales; Suillaceae. The record is from RefSeq and is a predicted model, not a curated record. The transcript is spliced from 9 exons. The coding region runs from base 1 to 2877 and encodes 958 amino acids.